AUAUGACAGUGGAAAUGACGUGUCGCGCGACAAAACGUCGCUAUGUGCAUAUUUGUUUACGCGUCAAAAACGAUAGCAAGAGGGCAGCCAGUGAUCAGUGGGUAAAGAAACUGCAGUGAAUAGUGAAGUUCUAUAAUCACGAACAGCGGAUCAGAAGGACGCCGGAAAUGAGCCACCCCAGGGGCCAGUAUUAUGAGGUCGUCCGGACUAGUCGAGUAGUCAUUAGAGGAGGCGAGCAUGAUUCGCGGUCCCGCAGCCAUGACCGCAAGUAUCGCCGCGAAAAUCGGGACGAUGGCUACCUCCGAUACGGCGGCGAAUCAGAAUAUACUGGACGCAGUAACGGCGACAGCUACCACGGGCGUCGAAGCACAAGGCAAGCAAUUCCCCACGAAUCUCACUCCCAUCACCACGGUGCAAGCGAGUACGACGAGAGCAAGGCCGUUCUGGCGGUCUUCAAUUUGAACAUCUAUACCACCGAGUCGGAGCUGUACGACGUCUUCACCAAGUUUGGCCCACUGAAGAAGGCGACCAUAGUUCUCGAUGCCAAGACCGGCCGUUCCCGUGGAUUCGGGUUCGUGUACUUCGAGAGCACCGAGGACGCCAGAGUGGCCCACACUCAGGCCAAUGGUAUCGAAAUCGGAGAUCGACCGAUACGCGUCGAUUACUCGGCAACGGAAAAACCUCACGAUCCCACUCCGGGUGUGUACUAUGGUAGGGUCAGCUAUCCGAAAAGGGGCGGCUAUGGCGGUGCUCCGCCGCGAGGACCUCCAGCUAUGGCAGCACCUGGUGGCCACUACCACUGUCAGGGCUGCGAGAUUGAAGCCCGCGAGCGGGAACGAUGGGAACGCGAUGCGCGCCGCUAUGGCAAUGGCAGAGAAUACUACUACCAGGACAGAUACGCCGCACCGGAGUAUCCGCGUGGCCGCGAUCGAUCAGCCAUGUCCCGAUCCCGGGGUGACUACUACCGAGGAGGUGCAGGUGUUCGCUGACAGUGGAUGCCACCUAUGGCAGAGGUUAUCGCUGCACCCCUGCCUGGGACUUAUCCUACUGCAAUGAUGAUGUAGAUCCGUAAAUAAUUUCACAAAGUCCACCCAGACACAUAGUAUUCAUGCCAUUCUGGAUAAGAUCUCGACAUAUACAGACACUGUCUGUCGAAUUGCGUAAAAAUCUGGCAGCCGCCUGUUGGGUGUCCCAUCUUAUUUCAUCUCUUCUCUAGAUGUUCAAUAUACUGAAAAGAAUAGAUUUGCUGUUACGGCGAAGAACAUACUGCUUAUAUUGGGCGUACUUACGAACGUACAGAAAAAUUUAUUGAUUAAUUGCAAGACGUUCCUUAUAGAACGAAACCUUCACUUCCAAUUGUGUGACAGAAAAACUCAUAUAAAAACAAAAAAGAAACAUACAUGCUUGAAUAAAAAUUUUAGACAGAUUAA
This is a messenger RNA of Aedes aegypti (yellow fever mosquito), 1430 nucleotides long. RefSeq names its product transformer-2 protein homolog alpha. Gene Ontology annotation, biological process: positive regulation of mRNA splicing, via spliceosome. Gene Ontology annotation, molecular function: RNA binding. The record is from RefSeq and is a predicted model, not a curated record. The transcript is spliced from 7 exons. NCBI's taxonomy places the organism in Eukaryota, Metazoa, Arthropoda, Insecta, Diptera, Culicidae. Bases 168 to 989 code for a protein of 273 amino acids. Gene Ontology annotation, cellular component: spliceosomal complex.